This is a messenger RNA of Aptenodytes forsteri (emperor penguin), 450 nucleotides long. It is a transcript of the gene PRR29, whose product is annotated as proline rich 29. Bases 1 to 450 code for a protein of 149 amino acids. NCBI's taxonomy places the organism in Eukaryota, Metazoa, Chordata, Aves, Sphenisciformes, Spheniscidae. The transcript is spliced from 5 exons. The record is from RefSeq and is a predicted model, not a curated record.
AUGCCGGUGCCCCAGCAGCCAGUGAUGAUCCUCCAGCAGUUUCCCAGGACCGUGGCUGCCCUGGCUCCCCCCGCCGGACCCCCGCACAUCCGGGGAGAUUUAAUCGAGUUGAUGAUGAUUCAAAACUCCCAAAUGCACCAGGUGGUGAUGAACAGCCUGGCUGUGUCGGCCCUGACGUCCUUCGGGUUCGGGCCAUCCCCAGCUGCUGCCCAGGCGAUGGCGGUGCCUUUGCAGACCGGAGAGGAAGAGGAGGCUGUGGUUUUCCACCAUCACUACAUCCCCUACCCCGGUCCUGCUCCUGUCCUGGCAUGGCCAUUCCUGGAGUGGGAUCGGGGGCCGGCGGCCAUGCGUGCGGUGCCCCCCCCUCCACCCCCCAGCACCACAGAGACCGUGGGACCCAACGUCCCACCAGCGUCGGAAUACUACGACGUGGUGGAGGAGAGGCUGUGA